Sphaerulina musiva SO2202 is the source of this 3937-nucleotide messenger RNA. RefSeq names its product P-loop containing nucleoside triphosphate hydrolase protein. The coding region runs from base 1119 to 2132 and encodes 337 amino acids. The record is from RefSeq and is a predicted model, not a curated record. The transcript is spliced from 5 exons. NCBI's taxonomy places the organism in Eukaryota, Fungi, Ascomycota, Dothideomycetes, Mycosphaerellales, Mycosphaerellaceae. Gene Ontology annotation, molecular function: ATP binding; RNA binding; RNA helicase activity. Gene Ontology annotation, biological process: mRNA splicing, via spliceosome; mRNA export from nucleus.
CACAUUGCCAUAGCCACCGCCUCAUCGUGCUGCCAUCCUCACCCUCCUCACCUCCACUCCUCCGCUCCUCCACUCCUCCCUCACACCUAACCGAGUCUCGUCGCCGACUCGCGCCCCCCGCUGAUUUCUCUUCCUGAGUAGCUACUCGACGCCGCACGCCGCACGCCGCUGCAGCCUCGUACUUCGCCGUCGCAUUUCACGCGCCCACCAACACCACAUACGCACAUCUGUGCAUCAUGUCUGGCGAGGAAGAUCUCAUCGACUACUCCGACGAGGAGCUGCAGCCCACCGAUGGCGCUGCUGGUGCUACUGGCGCAGCUGCUGCCUCAAACGGCGAGGCCAAGAAAGGCGAUCUGACCGUCUCUGGAGCUGGCGCCGACAAGGGCAAGGGCAGUUACGUCGGUAUUCACUCGACCAGUUUCCGCGACUUCCUCCUGAAGCCCGAGCUUCUCAAGGCCAUCACAGAUUGCGGUUUCGAACAUCCAUCAGAGGGUUAGUCAUCUCCAUACACGUGCUUAGAGCGACCAGCCAUCACCGCCAUUCUCGAGCGAGGAGCGUCCGUCCAUCUAGUCCAUCAGAGCGAGAGCAGACCAGACAAGCAUAAUAGGAUGGGGGGCUCCAGGAACAUGUGUCCGCACAAUUACUGUCGAGUUCAUGUCAAGCUUGGCAAGACCACGUGUUGGCAGAGGCAGAAUGAUGGGGCAUUGCGACGCCGUCGCGCAGUCAGACGCCAUUGAAGUCCUUUUGAUGGAGAAGAGAAUGUUUGGCGCACAUGUCUUUCUUCAUAGGCACUGAAGGCUUUGAUGUGUGGGCUGGAGCACCGCGAUGCGUAUGGCUUUGGCCAGCCUGCGCUUUUCGCGCUGUAACGUGGUUGCGAUCGAACGCUGUGAUGGAUGGACGCUCUGCUCUACUCUGCUCACGGAUGCAUUGGCGCGAAAACUCGAUUGGGCGAACCCUUCUAACAUCACUCUGCAGUCCAGCAGGUGUGCAUUCCGCAAGCUAUUCUUGGAACCGAUGUGCUCUGCCAGGCUAAGUCCGGUCUCGGAAAAACAGCCGUUUUUGUGCUGUCCACUCUUCAGCAGAUUGAGCCAGUCAAUGGCGAAGUCAGCGUUCUGGUCAUGUGCCACACGCGUGAGCUCGCGUUCCAGAUCAAGAAUGAAUACCAGAGGUUUAGCAAGUACAUGCCGGAAGUCAAGACCGAGGUCUUUUACGGUGGCACUGACAUCAAGGAGAAUGAGAAGCUGCUCAGCAACAAGGCGACACACCCACACAUCAUUGUCGCGACUCCGGGUCGCCUGAACGCUCUCGUGCGUGAGAAGAAGCUUCGACUGGGAAGUGUCUCCCGAUUCGUGCUCGACGAGUGUGACAAGAUGCUUGAUCAGAUUGAUAUGCGUCGCGAUGUGCAGGAGAUCUUCCGAGCCACGCCACCUCAGAAGCAGGUCAUGAUGUUUUCGGCCACACUGUCCAACCAGACUAAGCCUGUGUGCAAGAAGUUCAUGCAGAACCCACUCGAAAUCUAUGUCGACGACGAGGCGAAACUUACUCUGCACGGACUGCAGCAGUAUUACGUCAAGCUCACUGAGGAAGAGAAGAAUCGCCGCCUCAACGAUCUGCUCGACAAACUGCGCUACAACCAGGUCAUCAUUUUCGUCAAGAACACGCUCCGUGCCAGUGAACUCGAUCGCCUCUUGCGCGAGUGCAACUUCCCAUCCAUUACUGUGCACUCCAACAUGCCCCAGGAAGAACGUAUCAAGAGAUACACCGCCUUCAAGAACUUCGACAAGCGUAUCUGUGUGAGCACUGACGUCUUUGGUCGUGGUAUCGAUAUCGAACGUAUCAACCUGGCCAUCAAUUACGACAUGCCGGACUCCACCUCCAACAAGGAGGCUGAGCGACAAAAGACUGUGGGUGCCGACAAGGGAUCCGCGGAGUUCAAGGAAUCUGUUGCGCAAGCAGCGGAUACCUACCUGCAUCGCGUGGGCCGUGCUGGUCGUUUCGGAACCAAGGGUAUUGCAAUCAGUUUUGUGAGCUCUGAUCGCGACAUGGAGGUGCUGAAGGCCAUCGAGGCUCGUUUCGAGAAGAAGGUCGACGAGUAUCCAGAGGAGGGCGUUCAGCUUCAAGAUGGCGAAUAAAUUCAGGAGUCAAAUCGUCAACAGAAGACGAGGAUGAUCUCGAGUCUGGAUGAAAAGUAGCAUCGGUACGAGAAUUUCCUUAGAGCGCGAGAUGGUGUACUAUUACAAAACGAGGUCUCAAAUCACAGUCACGCACCGACCACCUGACCACCAUCGUGAUUGGAUCAGUAUAGUACAAACCGCCUGACCUUCCACAAACAUGCCGCAUCGGCAUGACCCAGGCGGAGAGCAUUAGACCAAGCGCGAAGCCCAACCCACUGUGCUUUCACGAACGUUCGACCUCUCAUCACCUUAGAUUAAUUGACAAAUAUGGGACACUUCGCAUUCCUCACGGGAGUUGUUGCAUUGGCUUGCGGACACUUGGCUCGAAGCGCUAUCGUUUCGAAUGGAAGCCUCUCAGCGAUAGCAGAAGCCAUUGAGGAGCGCACGUUCUUGGAGCCAAUCGCUGCGUCAUUCUUCGCGGACCACAGCAGCACUCAAGUCAGGAUUAGUAAACGAAGUCUGACAAUACGAGACUCAGCAACCAACCUCACCGGGAACGUGGCUCUGCAGAGUGCAGGCAGUAUGUACUAUGCUGCUAGGGACUUCCGACGAGGCUUCGGCCAGCAAUAUGCCAGGUUUGAUGUGAAAGGAGACGGCAAGAAGAAAGUCCUGCAAACGGAAGAAUUUAGAGACGUGAUUGGAGAAGUUGUAUGCCACGAUGGCAAGAUUGGCCUCAGCUUUACGCAGGACAUUGACUUCCAACAAAUCAAGCACGAAUGGCAGUGGACUAACGAGGAUGACGGUCAUGCUGUUAUUCUUGUUACAGAAACCUAUGACUGUGAUCGUAACAGAACGGACGGUACGACACGGCAACCCUGGCUCGUGAGUGAAAUCGCUUUUGACGAUGGACAAUAUCAUGUCGAGCUCUUGGCAGAAGCAGUGAGCUUCCAGGAAGCAUUCGGCCUGGCCUGGCAUGUAAGCAUCGCACGCGACACAGUGUCCAUACCACACAUCACUCGCGAUACACAUCCCGGUCAGAUCUCACUCAAUUCGAACUUUUCUGGCAUGAACAUGAACCUGCCACCAUCUUUAGCCUUGAACCCGAUCUCAGCAAACGCCAAGCCAAUUGGCAUGGUCUCGUGCGAUCCUUGCUAUACGGCAGGUGAGUUUGAUUUCCGGAUCGACAUUGAUGGACUCAGCGGGGGAAAACUCCGUGUCACGACUCGUGACAUUGAAGCAAGUAUUACACUACGACUGGAUAUAUAUCAAGCUCUUGCGGCAAAGACGUCGAAUGACCACGAAAUAUGGGGUUUCGUGCCACCUGGCGCAGGUAUCUACAUCAAGAACAUCCUCGACAUUGGGCCAACUUUCAAGUUCCUUGUGUCCACGAGCUUCACUACACCAGUCGAUGGAGAGCUUGCGUUGGCUCUUGGUUACAAGUUCACAAUGGCAGGACUGAUGGACUUUGUCUGGGACACGGACAACCCGACAGGGAAGCUGACUGGAUUCAAUCCCGAAUUCGAGACGCUGGCCCCUGGAAUAUCAAAGGAUGUCGAGCUUGUGGCUCGCAUUGGACCCAAACUCGAGCUGAGCCUUGACUGGCUUGUUUUGGAUCAGGGUGGCAAAGUGGGCCUCACCUUUGCCGCCGGGACAUUGUCAAUGAACGCGUCCACCGACAACAGAACAGUCCCCUGUGAUGGCAAAGGGACUAAUGCCAUCCCCUUGACGCAAGCACAGGAUUCCGACAAUGACACGCUGCGAGGCGUCAACUUGGAUCUGAACCUCGAUCAAGAGAUUCUCGCCUUUCAAUCCUUACACCUCCC